GCUCCGACUCAGGCAAAUAGCGAAGCAGUGCCAACAUUGAACGAGAAUGCUGUGUUGAAUGCCACGGACAUCGCCAUACCUAGGGAGAUGGAAACGCUCCUUAGCCUGGGACCCAAAUUUGCAUUACCGGUCCAACAAAUCCAUCCAAACACGGUCUACCAUCUAAUUGCUGACGUAGAAGCAAUCAUACGCACCAACCCAGACAGAGCAAUACAGGAUAGAAACAGAUGUCUCAUCGGUACACAAGUCCAGAAUUACCUAGCCCGCCCACAACUCCAUCAGGCAGACACCCCUCUCAGCCGGUUUUGCAACAACGCAGCGGUCGUCACUCGAAAGUUUCUAGCUGAACAUCCGGAUUUGUGCGUACUCGAAUCCGACAAAGGGAAAAAGAUAGUGGUAAUGCGCAUCCAAGAUUACGAGUGCAAGAUGUACCAGUUGCUCAACAACUCCACAUACAAGGUCAUCCAAAGCGAUCCAACAACCAGUCUGCAGAGGAAAACAAACAACAUGGCCAAACGGCUCCACGACCUCAAGUUGAUUGAUCAUCGCACGCUCCGUACACUCCAGACAUACACCUCCACCUGCCCCCGCAUCUACGGACAGCCUAAAGCGCACAAACCAGACUUGCCGCUACGUCCGGUGGUGCCCAACAUCACCGCACCCACGUACCACCUCUCCAAGUACAUAGCAACUAUCCUUCAGGAAAAUUUCUCCAGUCAGUACAACAUUAGGGACAGCUUCAGCUUCACGGAAUACAUAAGAACAAUCACCAUCCCACCGGAUCACGCACUCGUAUCCUUCGAUGUUGUGUCUUUAUUCACCAACAUUCCGAAGGAGUUGAUAAUACGCAGCAUUUUACAUCGGUGGCCAGAUAUUAGUAGAGGAACUAGAAUCAAUUUGGACCUUUUCCUCGAAAUGGUGAAGCUGUGUAUCAACAACAGCUAUUUUUGCUUCAGAGGCAAAUUCUACCAACAAACCUUUGGUACGGCCAUGGGGAGCCCCCUAUCACCAAUCCUGGCUGACUACGUCAUGGAGGACUUGUUGGAGUCGGUGACCAAGAAGUUAAAAUUCAACGUACGCGUUCUGAAGAAAUACGUAGACGACCUCUUCCUCGUUCUACCGCAAACCGAAGUGCAGAAUACAUUGGAAACGUUCAACCAAUAUGACCACCAUCUGCAGUUCACCAUCGAGAUGGAGAAGGAUGGCACCUUGCCCUUCCUGGACACGCUUGUGAUUCGACACGACGAUCAAUCCGCAACGACGAAGUGGUACUCCAAACCCAUAUCGUCCGGCCGCCUACUCAACUACCACUCGUUCCAUCCAACAGCCAUGAAAAUGAACGUAGCGAUGAACUUUAUGAAACGCGUAUUGCAGCUCUCCACGGAUGGCCAAAUCGAACAACAGAAGAAUCAGAUUUUCCAAAAUCUGAGGAGAAACGAUUAUCCCUCCUCGCUCAUAAACAGGAUGAUGAACCGCAUUACCAACAACAAUGCGCCUCCACCACCCACUUGCCAAAGACCACCUCCACCACCACCGCAUCGCUCUCCAUCACCGCCAUCCCCAGAACCACCACCUCCUGCGCUGCCACAAAUCACCCCAACGUCAACACUGCUGCUGCCAUCUCCGCCACCUCCACCACCACUACAGACACCGCUACCGAAUCCAUCGCCACCGAAUGCUGCAAAUCCACCAACAGAACAACAACAAAUUAACAGCACGCAACGAGAUCAUCAUCACCAAGUCACAGAAGUCCUCUAUCGAUCGAUGCCAGAUAUUCCAACACUGACCCGUACCAUCUCCAUCAUCCUGAAAAAAGAUUAUGAUCAGGUAAAAAUAGCCACCAGAAACAUCAAAACAACAAAAUCCCUGCUGAAAACAAUCAAAGACCCAGUCCCCCCAAAUGAUCAACAUAACGUUGUCUACAGUACUCCAUGCAAUAACUGCGAAGGAGUCUAUAUCGGAAUGACUAGCAACCAACUCAAAAAGCGAAUGAGCGGACACAAAUCAGAUGUAAACAAGAUUGUUAACACACCAACAGACAUAACUCAUGCAAAAACAGCUCUCACACAACACAUGAUCGAACACAACCACACCUUCAAUCUCGACGGCACAAAAAUAGUAGAUCGCACUUUCCGAUCAACCGCCCUACCAAUAUUAGAAAUGUGCCAUAUACAGAACACAUCUAAUACCAUAAAUUUCCGCACUGACGUAGAUGGCCUCAAUACAGCCUACGCUGGCAUAUUGCAUACAAUCAAAAAAGCCAACUCUCGCAGAGAGCAACCUAGCAAUAGCACACACAGCACACACAAUUAAUGUUAGAUCAAGUUCUACGGAUAAACUUUAUCCAACUACACGAAAGCUCUACCUUGUUUCACCCGCCAUCUUUGAACCAACCGUUGAAAAUCAUAUUGUAAUAGCACAGUCCAGGUCGUUGAUAAUAGGUGUGUCCAGUACAGUGUCCCAAAACCAAAAAUUAAAUAACUAUUUCGUAAGUCUUUAAAUGUGAUAAAAUGAUAAAUGUCCCUAAUAAGUGUUAUUUUAGAAAACCUAGGCAUACAAGAAGCACGCAAUGAUACUCUCGGCAUUACUUAAUGUAACGAAGAACGACAGACAGUUUUACCCUUGAAAAAGGCCAAAUACACAAGGCCGAAACGUCGGGCAAUACAAAACCAGUCGUUUUGAAUUUCCCUAGACUGAGAAAGCCAGUUCGAAAACAUAAAUCAAAUUCCAGUCGAAAUUCACGAACAAUAUU
Messenger RNA from Aedes albopictus (Asian tiger mosquito), 2752 nucleotides. RefSeq lists its product as uncharacterized. The record is from RefSeq and is a predicted model, not a curated record. The transcript has 2 exons. NCBI's taxonomy places the organism in Eukaryota, Metazoa, Arthropoda, Insecta, Diptera, Culicidae. Bases 88 to 2313 code for a protein of 741 amino acids.